GGGCGAGGAGUCUCCUGCCGGGUCCGCCUAAGCGAGGGCUGGGCUAAGAUGGCGGCGCCCGUCCUGCUGCGAGUCUCGGUGCCGCGCUGGGAGCGGGUGGCCCGCUACGUCGUGUGCCUGGCGGGAAUUGUGCUUUCGCUCUACGCCUGCCACCUGGAGCGUGAGAAGGGUCGCGACCUCCAAUACCGGGCGCUCUGCGACCUCAGCGAGCGUGUCCGGUGCUCCUCUGCCAUCGCCUCCAGAUGGGGCCGAGGAUUUGGCCUAUUAGGCUCCAUUUUUGGAAAAGACAGUGCAAUAAAUCAACCAAACAGCGUUUUCGGUCUUGUAUUCUAUAUACUGCAAAUGUUACUUGGUAUGACAGCAAGUGCAGUAGCAGCAUUGGUCCUCAUGAUGUCCUCCAUAGUGUCAGUAAUAGGAUCUUUGUACCUAGCUUAUAUUCUGUACUUUGUGCUGAAGGAAUUCUGCAUUGUCUGUGUCAUCACAUACUUGCUGAACUUCAUUCUCUUGAUCAUCAACUACAAACGACUAGUAUACUUGAACGAGGCCUGGAAACGGCAACUCCCACCCAAACAGGAUUAAAUCCUUUGCAAACUUUGGACUGACGGUUUGAAGGCCCGGCUUCCAUUUACGUUUAUUUCACAGUAAAAAGAAAAUCUUUUUUAAUUAUUAUUCAUAUCACAUGCUUUCACCAGGAAUCAUAACUAAUUUAAUUAGAGUGAAUCAAAGGAAAGGGGUCCUGGGUAACUUCUCUGCUAAAUAGCUAUGGUGAGGAACUGUUGGAGAAAGUCUUAACCUGAUCAGAGACAAGCUUUAACUCUACUUUGAAGGAGUUCACAGAGGCAAAUUCUUUACUCCUUCUUUACCCCUUCCCCAAAUAUUCCAAAUAGAUAAUACUUGCUAGGAAGUCUCCCAUCUUGGUGUGAAUUCAGUUGAGGUGCGGGAGUCUUAACUGGGAGAUCGUGAUAACGUUCUAGACUUUAUAGGUACCGUAGGGAAAUGUGGCCAUGUUUACAUUAUGUGUAUUGAUAGCCAAGGGGAUUUUACCCACAUAGGUGCAACUAGGACACUUACCACAACUUGGUGCAUAGUGGUUGGAAGGGCUGGCUGUGUCCUGGCAAAGAAAGAAGUUCAGCACAGCUCAGUCAAGUGUUGACUAGAAGCAUAGCAACUUUGAAGAAUUGUCCAUUGUCUCGUUAGGAGAUUUUUUAAAAAUGAAAUUGAAAUUAGUUCAUUUCCCUGGAGAAGAUGUGCAGCAAAAGAUCUUUGCUGAGAUGCCUUUUUUCCCUGGAUAUGUCUAAAGAAAACGGAAUUCAAUAGUAUUUUUAAAAAAAUGAACUAGUUGGGUUUCCGUGCAACAUCCAGACUGUUUGCUGUGAAUGGCAAAGAUCUUUGAGGAUGCUUAACGGGGGGAAUAGGGCAUCUUGAGGUGCCCAGACCUCAUCAGUAGAAAGCCUGUAUAAAUGGAGUUCCAAGGGCAGAAUUGGCUGUGUACUUCAAAGGGAUGUCGGACAGCCAAAUAGUGUUACUGAUUUCAUUAUAAUGUUUCUAGCUGCUGUAUAGAAUUACAACUUGACACUGGAUCCCAGUGACCCACUGGUAGAUGAAUGCACUGAAGAAUUAGGAUGCAGUCCCUUAGUGAGAUCUUUUGUACAUAAGUUCCACUGAAGUGAAGAGGGAUUGUAUAAAGAAAUGUCAAUGGGGGGCACUUUAAUGCUCCUGAGGAAUUCCCCUUCCUUUAUUGAGGCUUGUAUAGGAAACCCAAAUUAUGGACAUAAAUAGAUUUAUACCUGUAGAGCAGUGUUUCUCAACCUUGGCAACUGUAAGAUGUGUGGACUUCAACUCCCAGAAUUCCCCAGCCAGCCAUGGUGGCUGGGGAAUUCUGGGAGUUGAAGUCCACAUAUCCUAAAGUCGCCAUGGUUGAGAAACACUGCUGUAAAGACAAAGCAAUUCCCAAUUCCUACAUACAAAUUUGGCAUAAGGUUUAGGAAGAUGUCCGUUGACUCCCCCUACCCCAUGGGGAGAUCUACAGUUAGGGUAAAGGAAAUAGAUGGUAAACAAAAUUGGCCCCAAGAUUCAGUCAUGGUUCUCCGUGAAAAAGUAAGUUGAACUAACUUCCCAUUCGUAUCAUAUUGUCCUAAAAUGCAGUGUUUUUUAAAAGUGCCUUCUGUCUUACAAACCAAAUAUUGGGGGUGUUUGAAAUUGCCAGGCAGAAGGGUUCUUGGGUAUAUGUAAUGCUGUUGAUGAAUCAGACCUUUGCAGAAAGUGAUCCCUCGGGGCUUCCCUGAUGCCGAGGCAUGCUCGCAUCAUAAACAGUUCCUUGUAGGACAUGCCCGGAGUUGGGGGCUAUUUUUAGGAGGCAGGGUGCUGCAUCUCUGUCAAUGGGCCACGGCUGAUUGGACAACUGAGCUCUGCAGCCCAUGCUGGCUUCUGCUUUCCCUGCUGGAGUAUUUCAGAGAGACAAGCUGGUUGUCUUUUUGCGGAACACUUUCACACUACGCUACUCCUAAACUUUUGUCCGCUAUAUUUAGAUUUAGGGCCCAGUUCCCCCAGGAGCCUCUCAGUGGUCCUUGGCGUGACCAGGAAGCCUUGGAGGACGGUUGCAGUUUCUUCUGUGGCAGCUGCUGCUUUGGCCAGUGCUGGGUCAGAGCUGUUCCAAGCAAACCAGAAGAGCUGCUCCUCAGCAAGGCUGCAGCGCCUCUUGCUGCGGCGGUGGCAAACCGAGGAACCCGUUGCAGCAGCCGGUUUAUCAUGGGAGUAGCAAAAAGGUACUGGAGGCUUCCAGAGAAGGAGCAAGUGACAGCGCUGAUGGGAUCGAAAAGGAGUUCUCAGUAAGGGACCGAAGUGGCUGCUGGAAGCAAAUGGAUGCUGCAGUCUGCCUGAGGCUGCUUGUGAUGCGUGGUCACUAGCUGGGCUCAGUUCUUACGCUCAGACGAUGAACAGAGUUUGGAGUGUUUCUGUUAAGGGUAGAAAGCAGUUUGGAAAGCAGUUUUGGCAUCCUUUGUAGCAGGGGUAGCGUCGCACCCUUGGGUCAUAAUGGGCUAGCUGAGGAGAUCCGGUCAGGCUGGGAUAUAUCUAGAAUACUGAAAGAGACAAAGGGUGUGUCAUUGCCAAAAAUAUGAGUCCUGUCGUUGUCUUACCAUUGAUGCUGGGCUUGCUUCUUCCUGCUUCAUGCCCAAGAAGAGCAAUCUUCCUGAAAAGCUUCAUUGUAAGAAUCCAAUCUGUAUCUAAACCCUUUCCUCCUCGUGAGUCUGUAAAGCAGUGUUUCUCAACUUUGGCCACUUUAAGAUGUGUAGACUUCAACUCCCAGAAUUCCCCACACAGCAUGGCUGGCUGGGGGAUUCUGGAAGUUGGAGUCCACACAUCUUAAAAGUGGCCAAGGUUGAGAAACACUGCUGUAAAGGAUCCUCUUUUUUGUGUGUCAUUUUCUAAAAAUCAGCAUUAAGGUAUUAAUGCAAUUCUCUUGCGUUUGGUAAAAGUGCAGCAUUUUUUUUUCCAGUGGGAGCAGCAUCUGCUGAGGAUGGACGUCUGACAGUAUUUAAAUGCCUGCCAAAUGAACAGUCCAGUUGGUUUAUGUACAGAACUGUGGUGGAGCACAAGACUAAUGGAGGAAGACCUGUGUUUAUGGUAUAUAUAUAUAUAUGUAUGUAUAUAUGUAUUAAAAAAACACUAAAUUCUGCUUGUUGUCCUUGUCAAAAAAAGAGUUUCUGAGAAAUACAUUUUGUAUUAACCAGAGUACAGUUAAAGCUUGUCUUGAAUUUUGAAAUUAGAGCUGAUGGGGGGGCACAGGGAGUAUAAUUUAGAAAUUUUGUUACAUUUGGUAUGUGGAGAAUAUUUCCAAGUUUAUACCCUCACUGAUAAAAUUUUAUUUUAUAACAUUAAUGUAACAUAAUGUGAGGCUUUAUUUUUUUACAUGUCUGCAGGUGAGAUGGGGCUUUUCUGUCUUUCUAAGCAGAUUUCCAUUAUCUAUACACAAGGGUCAGCUCUUGGGGACACAGGGAAGUUGCAGUUUUCUUCCUAGGACUCUCUUCCUUGGGGACCAAGGUUCCCCCCCCCAAUUUAUGGGGUGGGGGCAAACAGAUCACAUAGUUCUCUCUGCUGAAAAGUUACCUGUUCUGCUCCUUUCUCUUGAUCAACGCAUCAAAACCUUGAAUGUUGACUCUUUUUUUUUCUUCUUGUUCAAGAACAGAGGUUUGAAGGUAUCAUCCACCUGUGUCCUUUUAAGCAAGAUCCUGACUUCUCUCCCCCUCUCCCCCAUCUCCAAUUCCAGUAGUAUUUGGUGGUGUUAAACAAUCUAAGCAUCCAUUGUUUGUGUUGGAAGAGUUGUUCUCAAUCAGGCCCCUUCAGGCAUGUUGGGGCCCCAACUCCCAUAAUUAUUAGGGAGCUGCAACUACAACACUUGGGGGCAGUGUUUCUCACCCGUGGCCACUUUAAGAUAUGUGGACUUCAGUUCCCAGAAUUCCCCAGCCAGCAUGCUGGGAGUUGAAAUCCAGACAUCUUAAAAGUGGCCAAGGUUGAGAAACAGUGCUUUGGGGAAAGGACCAGAUUGGAGAAGGUUGAGGUAGGGACAGUAGGGCAUCCUGGAAAAUUGGUCCUCGUGAGUGCUGGGCUGUGAGAAGCAGACCAGCAUUUCUAAGAGUGAAGGCCUACCCUCCUUGUGUGUUACGAUAUUUGCAAACCUCCAGCAAGCAGGUGGUGAGCAAAUCUACCUGCAAGUGUGACUUUGCUGCCUUCCCCCUUCCAUGAAGGCAAUUCAUUCUCUUUAAGGUGGCAAUAUUACAAGGUUGCACCUUCCAGGGUGCCCUACUGUCCCUAAACUCCCAAGCCUGUUCUGAGCUAUGUGGACAAGGGAGGGUGCAGUGUUUCUCUGUUUUUUUGCAAGUGCAACAUUUCCCUGCUUCAAACCCAAUUCCUUUCUUUUAAUUUGGAAAGCCCAGGAGCCCCUGCUCUUUGGUUCUGUCUCAUCACCUAAGUUGCCUCUAAUUUUAUGCCCGUGUGGAAAGAGGGAAACUUUUUUUCAGUGAUAAAAGCUCAGGUUUUUUACUAAUAAUGUGCCAGGAGGUGGUUUUCUUGAAGAUCAGUUUAAUUCUCCCCACCACCACCACCUUGAACCAACCACAUCUCUCCCACUUGUUGAUGGCUCAGGCGAAAGGAAGGGCUCUGACAGCUUUUUCCAAGAGAAAAAAGUUUCCGUGGGUCAGACAAGCCCUUUUUCAUUUCUUGGGGAAACUUACUCAUCCUUCCACACCUGGGAGUAAGUAUGGUUCUCAGUACUUGUAAUGUGAUUUUGAAUGGAUGAAGGCUUUCUUGAGAUACCAAAAAAUGUAUCCGUGAAGCAAAUGGCUCCAUUGCAUCCCCACUCCCAGGAAAGGUUUCUGUCACUUGAUUUUCAGGAGGAAUCAAGGAGAAGUAGGGAGAGAAAUCUAUACACUUGGAAGAGGAAUAUUUCUACCAAGGCAGCUCUUUAAGGGAAAUAUCGGAGUGGGCUCUAGUCCAGAAUGAGAUGAAACUCUUUCAGGAAAUAAUUACUUUGCUGCUCAAUUAGAUUUUCUGAUUCAAAACAAAACCACAAAAACUUAAAAAGAUUUUUUUUGCAGGUUAGUGUCUCCUGAUCUGUAUGAACAAAAUUUGGUCAAAAUAGAUUAAACAUUUGCUUGGAUUCUUUCAAUACUGAUUAAACAUGACCUAGUAAAAUUAGUCUGAAGAAGAUGAAGUAUUCCGUUUCCAUUUUUAAAAAAAUGUAUUAAGCAUGGCCUAAAUAUUCAAUGUGUGUUCUGUCUCGUAUGUUUGAUCUGACAAAUUUUUGAUGUGCUUUGAACUCCAGAACAUCUCCAUCUCAAUUGGAGUCAUUCCAUUUUUUAUUUGUUUUGGUUCAACAUAGGACUGUGACAUUCUGAGAUUGAAAUUCAAUUUUGCUAACGGAAUUAAAACCAUGUAAAUAUUGUAAGAAUGUUUAUUUGUUGCACAUAACUUUUUUGGUAUAAAAAUAAACGUAGAAAUUAUCUGUG
Candoia aspera is the source of this 6005-nucleotide messenger RNA. It is a transcript of the gene VKORC1L1, whose product is annotated as vitamin K epoxide reductase complex subunit 1 like 1. Gene Ontology annotation, molecular function: vitamin-K-epoxide reductase (warfarin-sensitive) activity. The transcript has 3 exons. The record is from RefSeq and is a predicted model, not a curated record. Gene Ontology annotation, biological process: peptidyl-glutamic acid carboxylation; vitamin K metabolic process. NCBI's taxonomy places the organism in Eukaryota, Metazoa, Chordata, Lepidosauria, Squamata, Candoiidae. The coding region runs from base 49 to 579 and encodes 176 amino acids.